Vicia villosa (hairy vetch) is the source of this 5440-nucleotide messenger RNA. RefSeq names its product pentatricopeptide repeat-containing protein At1g28690, mitochondrial-like. The coding region runs from base 121 to 1623 and encodes 500 amino acids. The transcript is spliced from 2 exons. The record is from RefSeq and is a predicted model, not a curated record. NCBI's taxonomy places the organism in Eukaryota, Viridiplantae, Streptophyta, Magnoliopsida, Fabales, Fabaceae. Gene Ontology annotation, molecular function: RNA binding; protein binding. Gene Ontology annotation, biological process: RNA modification.
UCUACAAAUAAACAGCACUGGACCAAACAAGUCAGACAAGAUCGCGUAUCCUCGUACCAUUUAUUUCCGAACAACCUAUCAAUGUCCCUGUUUGCUCGGUGGCAAUGUCAUUGAGAAAAGAUGAACAAUGUAGUAUACAAACUUUUCCAAUCAUGUCGUAGAUUCCAUACUUCACAAAUAUCAACUCAUCAACCAUUUCCUCAAAACCAUGAUUCCAUUCCUCCCUCCACAUUUCUCUCCAACACUCUCCAGCAUUACAUCAAUUCCCAAACCCCCUCCCACGGCCAAAAACUCCAUUCCCACAUUCUCAAAACCGGGUUCAUUCCAAACACAAACAUUUCCAUCAAACUCCUUAUACUCUACAUUAAAUCCAAUUCUUUAAGAUACGCACGUCAGGUGUUUGAUGAUUUGCAUGACAGAACAUUAUCCGCUUAUAAUUACAUGAUUGGUGGCUAUCUCAAAAAAGGACAGGUUCAUGACUCACUUGAGUUGUUUCAUAGGCUUUUACUGUCCGGAGAAAAGCCUGACGGGUUUACGCUUUCAAUGAUUUUAAAAGCGUCCACGUCUACCUUGGGUGUUAAUGUUGCGAUGGUUCAUGAUCUUGGAAGAAUGGUGCAUACGCAGAUUCUUAAAUGUGAUGUUGAGAGAGACGAUGUUCUUUGUACAGCGUUGAUUGAUUCUUAUGUUAAGAACGGGAGGGUUGGUUAUGGGAGGACUGUGUUUGAUGUGAUGUCGGAGAAGAAUGUGAUAUCUUCAACGUCGCUGAUCUCUGGUUAUAUGAAUAAAGGUUGUUUUGAUGAUGCUGAAUGUAUAUUUGGGAAAACAUUGGAUAAGGAUGUUGUGGUGUUUAAUGCUAUGAUUGAGGGUUACAGUAAAACAUAUGAAUGUGCUAUGAGAUCUCUUGAGGUUUACAUUAACAUGCAACGGUUUAACUUUAGGCCGAAUCUUUCUACGUUUGCUAGCGUGAUUGGUGCUUGUUCUGUGCUUGCAGCGUUUGAAAUUGGGCAACAAGUUCAAACUCAGCUAAUGAAAACACCUUUUUUUGCGGAUGUAAAAUUAGGAAGUGCUCUUAUAGAUAUGUAUUCCAAGUGUGGUAGAGUUGAAGACGCUCGAAGAGUUUUUGACCAUAUGUUUGAGAAGAAUGUUUUUUCGUGGACAUCUAUGAUUGAUGGAUACGGGAAGAACGGGUUUCCUGAUGAAGCACUUGAUCUAUUUAGUAAGAUGCAGAUAGAAUACUGCGUUGCGCCCAAUUUUGUCACGUUCCUCAGCGCUCUCUCAGCUUGUGCACAUGCUGGACUUGUGGACAAGGGUUGGGAGAUUUUUCAGAGUAUGGAGAAUGAAUAUAGACUGAAGCCAGGGAUGGAGCAUUAUGCUUGCAUGGUUGAUCUGUUAGGGAGAGCAGGGAGGCUGAACCAGGCUUGGGAGUUUAUCACGAGGAUGCCUGAGAGACCCAAUUCGGACGUGUGGGCUGCUUUACUUAGUUCGUGCAGACUCCAUGAAAAUAUAGAGAUGGCAAAAUUAGCUGCCAAUGAGCUUUUCAAGCUGAAUGCUAGUGGAAGACCGGGAGCUUAUGUUGCACUAUCUAAUACUUUGGCAGAUGCUGGGAAAUGGGAGAGUAAGUAAUCCUCUUCUCAGUGUUAUUGCAUUCUUAUAUAACAUGUUAUAUAGCACAACUUUGAAGUACAGUGGUUUCAAGGUAAUAUUGUUUGCAAGGUUUUAAUAUGAUUUUGAAACCUCUCAUUUUAAUCUCCCCCUCUCUUUCUAUAUAUAUGCUACUGCACAUUGUCUUGAUUAGUUGUUAAUGUUUGCUCUCCUAAAAUCCUUUGAAGUAUGUAAAAUAACAAACAACUAAGUGAAUAUAAUAAAUAGUUUCGAUGCAUGUCUUGGUUUUAACUUUAAAACAUAAUAAGUGAAUAAUUGUUGUGUGCAUGAUACAUCCAUGUUUCAGUAGAGAGACAACACAUAAAAACAUUAAAAUAGCAUGCUAGUGAACUCACUUAUUCCAUUUUAUAUCAUUCUUUAAAAACCAAUCUAUUUUUGUGUCAUAAGGAUACGGAUGUUAAUUAUUUUUAAUUAUUGCUUUAUUCAGGAUUUAAUGGGGGGUGGUUUCAAAUGAAAAGUAUUAAUGACAACCAGUUAACAAGGAUUGUGAACAAUGAUUAAUGAUUGAAAUUAGAAAUUUAGUUGGCAAGUAAGGUGAAUAAUGAAGGAUUAAAAUUGUUUUUAUUAAUACUUUGGUGUGUUAAUGUUUUUAUUUUUAUUGUUCAUUCUCUUUUAUCAGUUUAUUUUAAUUGUUCAUUCACUUUAGAAAAAAUGGUGUGUUAUUGUUUUCACUGGUGUGUUACUUACAGUUUACAAUGUUGUUGCGGGCAUGUGUGGUGUCUGUUUAAAUUGAAUUAGAAUCGUGGUGUCUGCCUAAAUUGAAUUUAAGUUGUUUUCUAAUAUUUUGUAAUUUAUUCUGUUAUGGAAAUUGUGGUGUCGUUUUUUUUUACCUCCCCGUUUCACUUGGGAGGACGGCACACUAGACCCUUCACGCGAAAUUUGGAAGGAGAAUGCGCCCGGGGUGGAAUGAAUUUUGUUUCAGUUCUUCCUACGAUAUCACACAAACUUUUUAAUUAUCCUAAACGAGUAGGAGAGAGGAAAAAGAUCUCAAAUUAACUCUAGGAGUUUGCUAAGUGUGGGGAUUUCACCUAUACUAGAAAUUCUGGAGUUCGGGGGGUCGGUUAUACAUAGGGAAGAGUUUAAGCACCCUACAUAUCCGUAGUACUCUACAGGAACCUUCUCUGUGUCAUUGUGAUUGUGUUUGUUGUUAAAGAUUGGGAAAGUUUCUCCUUUGUGUUAGGAGAGAGAAUUGAAUUGAUUAAAGAAAGACAGACAGACUGACUAUUUUUGAUAUUUUAUUAGCUCGCUGAGAUUCCUUGUGAAACUCAUGCCUACAUAUCCCUAAUGGAAGUCAGAGCUUAAUGUAGUUCGGGGAACUUACUAGGGAAAUUAAUUAUUUUUGGUGCCUUGCUUGAAGCUCAAGGUUGAAGCUUUGAAUUAAAUCUUUGUUUACAGUAAAGAGACAUGAAGUCAUCUUUAUAGAGAAGUAUUUCUACUAUUCCACCACAAACAUUAAAAAAGUGACAGAAUAACUGAAUUCAUUUCAUUCAAGAGGGGGACCUUACUUGUGUAUGUGCAAGUAUACCGGUCAAUUGUGUCUUGAAUGAAAGAAAGAUGCUCAUCCAAAUUAGGGAAAGUUAAUCACAUGUCUGGGUUUUAGUGCCAGCUCAUGCCUUUCAAAAUCCUAAAUGGGAGACUUGAUUAAAAUUAAAAUGAAAUGUAAUGUUUGUUUGUUUGAGUGUGGUAGAGUAGUAAAAAUAUCUCUCUAUAGAGAUAAGCUAUGUCUAUCUACUGUAUAAAAGAUUUGACUUUAGCUGGCUUGCAUGAGGCCCAAGCUUGAGGCUUUUUGAUUGUUUUUAUUGACUCUGAGAGAUAACUCUACUGGGGGUUAAUUACAGGGAAUUUGUGUUCUGUACAAAGCCCAGAAUUGAGGCUGACUCUAGUUGGAGAGUGUUUAUUUGAUGGAUUUUAUUUGGUGUUCUGUACAAAGCCCAGAAUUGAGGCUGACUCUACUUAGGGAGACUCUAUUUGUGUGCCUUGUAUGAGGCCCAAGGUUGUGGCUGACUGCUGAGGAUAACUGAGUUUUUUAAGACUAUGGAUGACUCUAUUUUGUGUGCCUUGUACAAAGCCCAAGGUUGUGGCUACUCUAGCUAGGGGAAAGAUUAUUUUCUGCCUUGUACAAAGCCCAAGGUUGUGGCGGACUCUUAAAGAAACUGAUUAUGGAAGACUCUAUGGGGAAAAGAUCCUUGAGAUUAGGAAUCUUUGACACAGGGAAAUAUGGUUUAUCUGCCUUGUACAAAGCCCAAGGUUGUGGCUACUAAUAAGAAAGGACUCACUGGGGGAGUUUUAUUCUGCUAGAGGUUUUAACAAACUAAUUUAUUUUUUAUGUUUUUGGAAGCUAACCCUUUCCAGGGAUUUUGACUCAGCUGGAGAAAUUGUCUAUUAAAAGACUGGAUUUUUGGAGGCUAACCCUUUCCAGGGGUUUUGACUCUUUUGGGGAAUUUAUCUCUUAAAGGAGUGAGUCUUUGUUAAAAUGAUAGAAUGGUUUUGGAGGCUAACCCUUUCCAGGGGUUUUUGUUAAAAUGAAGGAAUGUGUGGAGGCUGACCAUUUCCAGGAGUUUUUGUUAAAAUGAAGGAAUGUGUGGAGGCUGACCCUUUCCAGGGGUUUUUGUUAAAAUGAAGGAAUGUGUGGAGGCUGACCCUUUCCAGGGGUUUUUGUUAAAAUGAAGGAAUGUGUGGAGGCUGACCCUUUCCAGGGGUUUUUGUUGAAAUGAAUGGCAGAAAGAUUAUCUAGUGGAGACUUCUUGUUUAAGGCCCAAGAUUAAGGCUGACUCUGACUGAGAAUAAACAAACAUGGAUCCUAGACUCUGCUAAGGAAGAUUGAUGAAGAUAAGGGUGACAGAGACUGUCCAUGUCUUUCAUUCCAAAAAGUGUACUCAAUAUGAGAUUGAGACAGUCUUAGCUUGUUUAAAGUCUGGUUUAAAGAAUGGAAGACACUCACCAGGAUAGGCUAAAAGGUAACUAAAGACCUGUUCCUAUGUUUAUAAGAAACCUGAUGGGUCCUUGUAUACAAGCUCAAGAGGAAGCUGGAAAUGCUUUUAAGAAGCAUGUGGGUCCUUGUACAAAGCCCAAGAGGAGGCUAGUCGAGGGUCAUCGAGGGUCCUUGUUAUAGCACAAGAGAAAGCUAUGUGGUUUUGAACUUAUUUUGGCUCUAAGCAAAUGGGUAAGAGGUUUCACCGGGAAUAAUUCCUUUUUGGGUGGAUGUGUCCUAUUUUGGGUUCUAAGGCUUUUGCCAAGAUGUUUCACCGGGAAUAAUUCAUCUCGGGGGUUUGAACUACAGAUCUCUAAUUAGGAAAGAGCCUUCACCGGGAAGACAUUCUCAAUCCUAGGCCAUAUUCCUAUAAUAUAUAUAUAGUUUAACUGUCCUAGGGUUUACACUCAAACGUAGUUCUAAACAAUAUAUAAACAGUUCUAUAUUUGACAGUAAUUUAAAUAAAAGACUGUAAAUUGAAAGCUUGUAAAGCCUAACCUGGAUGGAGUGGAGGCCUUUGAAGAAGUAUGUACAAAGCCUCAACAUCAAUUUUUGUUGUUUUGUUGAUAACAGUUUAAUAUUUAUUAUGAACAGUUAAGGGUUUUGAAAACAGAAGAAGUGAAGAUGGACAUAGGUCACAUAGGUAUCUGAAGAGUUUCACAGGGAAUAAUGCCCUUCAAAUACCAGAAGAAAGUUUUGAAAACAGAAAGAAGAUUUUGUAAAUACAGUUUUUGAAAACAAACUAUGAAAAGAAAAAGGUGCUGGGUCUUACACUCUAAUAGAGGCCCAAAGAUUUAUUUACUGUUU